Molecule: messenger RNA, 332 nt
Organism: Soboliphyme baturini
Lineage: Eukaryota; Metazoa; Nematoda; Enoplea; Dioctophymatida; Soboliphymatidae
Source: the annotation of a GenBank genome assembly
AUGCGAUUCAUUCCCAUUGAGAAACUAACAAGCAUCCAGGAGUAUCCUCAGCAGGUGCGAAAUGUGUGCAUCUUGGCGCAUGUCGAUCACGGCAAGACUACGUUGGCGGAUUCGCUGGUUGCCGCUAACGGCAUCAUCUCUGAGCGGAUGGCCGGAAAGCUCAGAUACCUGGAUAGCGAACUUGAAGAGCAAGAACGCGGUAUUACGAUGAAAUCCAGCGCGAUUGCUCUCUAUUACAAUAAAAAUGGUAAACACUAUGCUUUGGCUUUGUUUUUUUUGUUUCAUGUUGAUCGGUUUUUUCUUUUUCUAUACGCAUUCACGUUAUUUUAAGU